This is a messenger RNA of Archocentrus centrarchus (flier cichlid), 1289 nucleotides long. RefSeq names its product JAZF zinc finger 1a (gene jazf1a). NCBI's taxonomy places the organism in Eukaryota, Metazoa, Chordata, Actinopteri, Cichliformes, Cichlidae. The record is from RefSeq and is a predicted model, not a curated record. Gene Ontology annotation, cellular component: nucleus.
CAGCUGCGUUCGCCGCUGUCCUGUCUGGCUGCCCGGUGUCUGCUCCGCUGCUCCGCUGCUCUACCCCCGCUCCUACCCCGGACCCGAAGCCUCUACCUCCUCGUUCACCACCCCCGGCUCCCGGACCUCCCCACCCCCCUCUCCGCCCGGUGAAUGCACCAGCGCCGUAAACAUGACGGGCAUCGCCGCUGCUUCGUUCUUCUCCAAUUCCUGCAGGUUCGGGGGCUGCGGUCUCCAGUUUGAGUCUCUCGCCGAGCUCAUCGUCCACAUCGAGGACAAUCACAUCGACACUGAUCCGAGGGUUCUGGAGAAGCAGGAGCAACAGCAGCCCACUUACCUGGCCCUAAGCUACAUCAACAGGUUCAUGACGGAUGCAGCACGCCGGGAGCAGGAGACCAUGAAGAAGAAGGCAACACCCAAGUUAUCCCUGUCCAUCACCGGCGGAGUGUCCAGGAACAGCACGGCCACGCCACCCCGCCACACCAGCGGUAACCUGACGCCUCCCGUCACGCCCCCCAUCACCCCUUCCUCCUCAUUCCGCAGCAGCACACCUACAGGCAGUGAGUAUGAUGAGGAGGAGGUAGACUACGAGGAGUCUGACAGCGAUGAGUCGUGGACCACAGAAAGCGCCAUCAGCUCUGAGUCCAUCCUGAGCUCCAUGUGCAUGAAUGGUGGCGAGGAAAAGCCGUUCGCCUGCCCUGUCCCUGGGUGUAAAAAGAGAUACAAGAAUGUGAACGGUAUCAAAUACCACGCCAAGAACGGCCACCGCACACAGAUUCGUGUGAGGAAACCCUUCAAGUGUCGCUGUGGCAAAAGCUACAAGACCUCACAGGGCCUGAGGCACCACACCAUCAACUUCCACCCGCCCGUCUCCACCGAGAUCCUUCGCAAGAUUCAAGGCUAAGAGCCAGCGCUCACACCAAUCAACUUCCCCUAAACGAAGUCCUGACUUUCCUUACCCAUCCUACAUACACUAAAGGAUCAAGUGCAUGCUUUAAGUUUUCUUUUUUCUUUUUUUUUAAAUCAUGAUUUUGUUUGCAUUACAUUAGUAUUUUUUUUUUCUAUCCAUGCUAUAUCACUUGUAUUUUUUGGGAAACAAAAACUAUCUUUGUAGUAUUUUUAUUGAUGUACAUUUGCACAUUCGUAUAUACUAUCACAUUAUUUUUUUCUAUCGUUUGACUUACAUAAGGUGCUAACUGUAAAAAACAACAGAAAGAAAAGACAAAAAAACAAAUAUGAAAGUUAAAAAAAAAAAAAAAAAAAAAAAAAAAAGGAGAAAAGACAGAGGU